Messenger RNA from Lodderomyces margitis, 234 nucleotides. RefSeq lists its product as uncharacterized. NCBI's taxonomy places the organism in Eukaryota, Fungi, Ascomycota, Pichiomycetes, Serinales, Debaryomycetaceae. Bases 1 to 234 code for a protein of 77 amino acids. The record is from RefSeq and is a predicted model, not a curated record. The transcript has a single exon.
AUGCAAUACUCAACUGUAUUAAUCACUUUGGCUACAUUCACCACCACUUUAGUCAUGGCAGAAGGUGAAAAUGACACUUCCGUUGCCAACAGUACUACUUCAGCUGUUAAUGGUACUGCUGGCACUAAUGAUACUACUACUGCUACUUCAUCUGGUCUUGCUGGUGCUUUACAAUUGGGCACUGCUGGUACUAUUGGUGCUUUAGCUGCUGGUGCCAUUGCUUUGAUUAUUUAG